Messenger RNA from Alternaria ethzedia, 924 nucleotides. RefSeq lists its product as uncharacterized. The transcript has a single exon. NCBI's taxonomy places the organism in Eukaryota, Fungi, Ascomycota, Dothideomycetes, Pleosporales, Pleosporaceae. The record is from RefSeq and is a predicted model, not a curated record. The coding region runs from base 1 to 924 and encodes 307 amino acids.
AUGGCAACACACCACGAGAUGCCAGCCGCCGCGCUCAACGGCCAUCCGCAAUCACCACCCAUGACGCCUACUCCUCAUACCAUUAGUCGCUUCCCGCCGCCAAAAUUCUCAACCUCUCCAAUACAUCGACGCGUAAGCAACUUCAUCCAGACACCUCCACUGGAGUACAUUGAACCGACCGGACACGACUAUCACUUCAGCUUCACACGCCCGCAAUCGUGCCCGGCAUCUUCGCGUCUGUCGUCAGAGUCCGACAGAGCUUAUCCGGCAACAACGUUGGAGGGAUCUGAAUACGAGACCGACUCUGAGGAGGAAUGCGAAUCGGAUCAAGAAAGUGAACAAGAAGAGGAGAUACCGAUGCGUCGGGUAGAGAAAGCCCAAUUCGUACUCGAAGAACUGGACAGCGAUCCAGGCUACGACUGUGACGUAGAGGUAGUGCGACCAGACCAUUGCGAAGAUGCAAGGAGCGAAAGGAGCGGCACAAAGGCAGCGAUAUUCGCCAGAAUGAACGAGCUACAGCUCGAAGAAGACACUUCAGAAGACGAGGAAAGGGAGCGGAUCUACCUAAAGAAGAAGAAACGAUGGAGCGCAGGCAUUUUCAAGCGCAGCCACAGCCAGAGCGUGGAAGGAGACAGCAGUUACUCCGACGAUGACCCUCUCGAUGACAGGGACCAGAAUGCUCGCCGACUGCGCCGCCGCGUCCGAGGGCCUAGAAGAGGCUCGCUUAUCUUCGAAGACCGUGGCUUCUCGAACACGAAUAACAUUGCGGAGGUUGAGGAACCUGACGAAGGAAGGGUGCUACACUCCAAGGGACCGCCAUCCAUCCCUAGUGAUGACGCCUUUACUCUAGACGAGCUGCCGUUCUGGGGAGGGCACAACAUGAUGGAGAUGGAAUUUGAGUCUGACCAGGUGUCAGAAUUAUGA